Messenger RNA from Osmia lignaria (orchard mason bee), 2375 nucleotides. RefSeq lists its product as uncharacterized. The record is from RefSeq and is a predicted model, not a curated record. Lineage: Eukaryota; Metazoa; Arthropoda; Insecta; Hymenoptera; Megachilidae. Gene Ontology annotation, molecular function: microtubule binding. Gene Ontology annotation, cellular component: HAUS complex; mitotic spindle microtubule. Gene Ontology annotation, biological process: spindle assembly.
UAAUGUGUAUUAUUAUAAAUAAAUAAAAUGAAAAUUUAAAAUACAUUGUUUAAUCAUUAAUUGAGCGUUUGCAGAAAGAGGGCACUAUCUGAUGUGAUACUGGUCCUCUCUAUAGCAUAGUAAGCAAAUGGCUUUAAAAUUCAAACUUUCACAUAACCGUAGAGUUGUAUUUCUUUCACAUUGAUGUUAUAAAAUGAUUGAGAUACCCACUGGUUAAAGUGUUUUUUUUAUACAUUAAUUAAUAUAAGCUAAUUUCAUAUAUAAUUGUUAUUAACUUGAUAUUAAGGUAAUGGCCGUAAGCGCAUCUUUUCAUCGUAAUGUAUUGUUAUUGUCUCAAGUAAUUCAACCUAAUGAUGAAUUCAAGAAACAUUUCCGAAAGGGAAUGUUUGAUAAACCUAACACAGCUGGCUUCAUACAUGUUUCCCAUUAUUUAUUAACAAUAUACGAUUCAGAGCGUUUUAAGAAAUUGAUUGAAUGGCCAAUAAUUUGUAAAAAGACUGAAGUGAAAUAUCGUAACAGUGUUAAAAAUUAUUUAAUAAGUAUAUCAGUGGAAAACUCAGAUAUUGGUUUCCCAAACAUACUUAUGUCUCACUUAAUUCAUGCUGGUGGAAAUAAAUUUACAAUUAUCAUGUGGAAAUUAUCUCAAGUAGUACUAAGAAAAUAUAUUGCACGAGAAAGUAUGAUAUCUUCCGUAAAAACUUCUAUAUGUUAUUUCUUAUUUGUUGCUAUAAUAAACUUUAAAUCCACUAUUAAAACUAGUUACAGUGUUAUGUUUGCACCACAAGCAAGAAACAAACCAUGUUUAGCAAAAAAAUUUAUUCAAGAAACUAAUCUAAAAACCAAGCUUAAUAUUUCUAAUCAUCACAAAAAUUUAUCAGAAAUGGAAAAUGCAACUAAAACUAUUUUAGAGGAACAGAAGAAAACAUUAUCUAAUAUUGUAACAGAAAUUUUUGAAAGAGAACAGUUCAUUGAAACUCUUUUAAAUGAAGCACCUGUUCAUUCUACAAUUAAAAAAUGCUUAAGCAAUAUAAAUGAUGAAGAAGUGAUAAAAAUGUGGCAAAUGAACAUAACUGAUGGAAUAAACCGCAUACAGAAAAAAAAUGCACUUUUGAAAAGUAUAGAACAGCUUGGUUUUAAAGUAAAUAAUAUAGUAUUGAGUAAUAGUAAUAAUGUUAAAGUGUUAGAUGCAAAACAGAUACAAAAGAUAAAUUGCUCAGAAAUUUCAGAAUUAUUUUCUAUAGAUACACAAUGUCUUCUAUUUCAAUCAUAUAAAAAUGAUAAGUUAAUAUUAAACAACUUUAUUGUAUUAUUCAAUUCUCUCUUAACUCAAUUACAUCAACUACUGAAAAUAAAUACAGAGGAUAUAUCAAAGUACUUAUUACAAGUAGAGGCAAGUUGUGAAGACAUGAAAGCAGCAUUUAAUAUUAUUCAAACAUAUGUAUCAGAUAUUGCAAAACUCUUAUCCGAAUCACAAGAUAUGUUAUAUCAGAAUGAUUUAUCACAAGUUUAUGACGAUUCUGCAUUACCUAUGAUGAGCAAUGUACUUUUAAUGGUAUCUCCUCUUAUAAAAUUUGAUACCAACUAUACUAAUGAAGAAUGUGACCUACAGAAACGAUUGCAACUUACACCAGUAGAAGGUGUACACAAAUCACUAUUUUCACGAUAUGAACGUCUAAAAAAAAAUCAUGAAAUACAUAUUUCAAAGUUAAGAGAAAAUUUAUUUGUAUCACGAAUUAAUUUUGAUGAUACGAUUUCAACUAUAAAUAAUGAAAACCCAUCUUUACAUAUGCAAACAAUAUUUAGAAGAAAUUUAUCGUCUUUAAAACCAGCGAAAAAGUAUUCCCGAUUAUUUUCAAAUCGUACAAAAAGAAGUAACAGAAGAGCAGCAAAUUUAAGUAUAAUGUCUAUGCCCUGUUCUUCAGAAGCAAAUUCAACUGCAAUUGUAAAUGCAAUUGAGGAAAUGCAUGAUGUAUCACAGCUCAGUUUAGACACGUCAGCAAAAAGUCCUUGUAAUAUCAAUGUAGAAUUUGCUACCCCUGACAAAUUAACUGUCAAAGAAAAUAAGCUUGAAAACACACCGGAAACGGGAAACGUACUACAAGAUUUCCAAAAUAAAAUCAAUAUACUUGAUAUAUGUGAAACAAUGGAGGUAGAAAUUAAUAAUGAUUAUGACAAUAAUCCUAUAAAGACUGAGGAAAAAAAAGGAAGGAGACAUUCAAUCAGUGAUUUAGUUGACCGUUAUAAAAAACUGCUCGAACUCAAUAAUCGUUCGCCAAGUUCUAAAAUCAAUUGUGUAAAAUAUAACAAUGAAUAAUUAUAAGAAAUGACAAUUGGCAAUGUAACAUGAAAAGAAAUACAUUUUAUAUCUUACUUAA